Messenger RNA from Amblyraja radiata (thorny skate), 2496 nucleotides. RefSeq names its product iroquois homeobox 1b (gene irx1b). Gene Ontology annotation, cellular component: nucleus. NCBI's taxonomy places the organism in Eukaryota, Metazoa, Chordata, Chondrichthyes, Rajiformes, Rajidae. The transcript is spliced from 4 exons. Gene Ontology annotation, molecular function: RNA polymerase II cis-regulatory region sequence-specific DNA binding; DNA-binding transcription factor activity, RNA polymerase II-specific. Gene Ontology annotation, biological process: regulation of transcription by RNA polymerase II; cell development; neuron differentiation. The record is from RefSeq and is a predicted model, not a curated record. Bases 260 to 1588 code for a protein of 442 amino acids.
AACCACAUGUUCUAAACUAGGAGGGGCUUGCCGCUAAAGUAACCCGUCAGUCAAAGCAUCAACUUCAAAUGAUAUCUACGGAUCUGCCAGGACCUAUGGGCAGACACAUCAGUUGGAGUUGAAUUGGCGAUCAGAUCGCUUACAGGAAGAUUCUGCAGGCCAGGACAAAAAGAAACGGGAUUUGGAGGCGAUCGGAAGCGAGUUUUUAUUGCUUGUCAUUGUGUCAUUUUCUGAGUUCGCGAAGAUCUCUUCUCAGGAGAUGGCCUUCCCUCAGCUCGGAUACCCUCAGUAUCUAAGUGCGAGCCAGGCUGUUUAUGCUGCCGAUCGGCAGGGAGUGCUGGCUUCUUCCCGAGGAGGAGCCGAGCUUGGGGCUAAUCCCGCCGCUGCUGUAACCUCGGUGUUGGGAAUGUAUGCAAACCCUUACACAGCUCAGAACUACAGCGCCUUCCUUCCCUACACCACCGAUCUCACCAUGUUCUCCCAAAUGGGAUCGCAAUACGAAUUAAAGGAUAAUCCUGGGGUGCAUCCGGCCACGUUCGCAGCCCAUGCGGCUCCUGCUUAUUAUCCCUAUGGACAGUUCCAGUACGGGGAUCCAGCCAGACCCAAGAAUGCAACCCGGGAGAGCACCAGCACGCUCAAGGCCUGGCUCAACGAGCACAGAAAGAACCCCUACCCCACCAAAGGGGAAAAAAUCAUGCUGGCCAUCAUCACCAAGAUGACCCUGACCCAGGUUUCCACUUGGUUCGCCAACGCCAGGAGGAGACUCAAGAAGGAGAAUAAAAUGACCUGGGGCGCCCGGAAUAAGGAAGACGACGGUACACUUUACGGCAGUGACACAGAAGGGGAGAACGAGAAAAAAGAAGAGGAUGAAGAGAUUGACCUAGAGAGUAUCGACAUCGACAAAAUCGACGAAAACGACGAGGAGCAAAGUAAUGGAGAGGAGGAGGAAAAACUUAACCCCAGUGACGAGAGGGAGAAAGUGGAUUUGGAGAGUGGGCACAACCGGACUUUGCAAGGGUCUGUUGUUGACAGCAAAGCGAGGGAGACGGACAGAGAUGAUGGAAAUGUUGCCGAUAGUAAUGGCACCAGGGGGAUUUCAUUAGGGCAGGGGAAUUUACUAAUCCCAAAUCACAGCAAACCUAAAAUCUGGUCGUUGGCAGAAACUGCGACCAGUCCAGACAGUGCCCAGAAAUCCUCACCAACUAACCACACUCAGUCAACCAUUCAGCACCCGGCUUUCCUCUCAAACCACGGACUCUACACAUGUCAGAUCAGCAAGUUUCAUAAUUGGACAAACGGUGCUUUCCUGGGCCAGAACUCUUUGCUAAAUGUCAGGUCUUUUCUGGGUGCAAAUCAUCACCACCACCACCACCAUCAGCAGCAACAGUCGGCUGUGCUAACGGCAGCACUGGGAGCAAUGAGCAAUGAAAAAUCAACAGAUAUACACAGUCCAAAACACACAGAAAGAGAUUGUAUUCCAGGUGAAUCUCCAUCACAGCAAUUAAAAAUAUCAUAUCAACCCUUAAACGAAAGCUCACGGCCUCAGCAGGAAGGGACGAGAGUUUUAGCAGGCAUCUCUUCCGUCUGAGAAAGUUUUCCGGAAAACAAUUCAAAGAAAGAAGAACACGGACAAGAUUUUUUUUAAGAAAAAAAAAGCAAAUUUACUUCAUCUUUUUGUAUCGCCAGUGUCAGGCAAUGCAAAAACCCUUUCAGAAUCUUGACCAAUAUAUAACGAUUUAUUUGACAUUGUAACAUAUCAGCACGUGUUAUUCUAAUUGUUUUGUUUUCUUGACGCGAUAAUUAUUGGGUUGGUAAUUAUUUUUCCCCACGUCCAAUAUUUUAUGUAUAUAGAGUGAUUAUAAUUGUAAAUAUGCGUGUGAGCAGAACUUGUCAAAAUCAUAUAUUUUUGUCUAAUAAACUAAAAGAUAUUAGAACGAGCUCCCAGUGACACUACAUGGCAAUGACAUUACUUUUCAAAAAAGGUCUCAUUUCAGUGUUUUGGAAGGAUGUCACUGCACGUGUGUGUGCGUGUGUGUGUGUGUGUGCGUGUGCGUGUGCGUGUGCGUGUGUGCGUGUGCAUGUGCGUGUGUGUGUGUGUUUGUGUGAGGGAGGUAGGAUGAGGUGUCCGUAGUGGCAGUUUUGUUUUGUUAGUGUUAUCAGGAUAAUUUUACUGAACACAUACUGAUGGCUAACAAAAAAAGGCUGGGAGGCAGAAAAUGGUUCCAAACCAGGCUGAGAACUCAGCAAAGUAAAUGUCUCAGUGUUUAUUCUCCCGGUCCCCUAUGAAACCAAUCAGUGACCUUUAAGGUGCUACUAACUCGACAGAUGGCUGCUCCUGGUGGAAAAGGGGGAGCUCUAUGAAGCAAACAGCUGCUAAAGCAAUUAAAAAAUAAUAUGGGAAGGCUGUGUCCAAACAGGGAGGUGGGGGAGUUAAAAAGACAAGCUCAUCACGUAUCGGAAAUAAUAGCAACUGUGAAAUAAAAUAUUAACAAAGCA